UGUUGUUCUUGUAUUUUGUUAGGAAACAAUUAAUUUUAUGUCACAAGGUCUCGAACGUGUUAGAUUUGAGUAGGUAAUAUUGUUGUCAUGUUUUGACGAUUUCGUUUUGAUUUAUAUUAAAUUUAAGUAUAAUUUAUGAAAAUAAAAUAUGGACAUUGAUGAACAUUAUACUCGUCGUUAUCCUCACAGUGUGGUUUGGACUCCGAUACCAUUCAUAAGUUGGUUAUUUCCAUUCAUUGGUCAUAUGGGAAUAACUACAUCCACUGGAGUAAUACGAGAUUUUUCUGGAUCGUUCUAUGUUGCUGAAGAUGACAUGGCGUUCGGCUCUCCUACUAAGUUCUGGCAGUUGGAUAUAAGAACUGUAAUUGGUGGUUCUAAAGCAUGGGAUAAAGCUGUUAAUGAGGCAUCCAUUGAAUAUUUUAAUAGAAUGCACAACCUAUUGUGUGAUAAUUGUCACUCUCAUGUUGGCAUGGCAUUAUCAUUAAUGAAUUACAAUAAAAGCAAAAACUGGAAUAUGGUUAAAUUAGCUUUGUACACUUUUAUUUUUGGAAAAUAUGUGAGUUGCAAUGCGUGGCUUAAAACUUGGUGUCCAUUUAUUAUUUUUGUGUUUGUAUGUUUUGGACUUUAUUCAUAUGGGAAGUAUUUCUAAGACAGUUACUUUGUAAGGUAACUUUUUACAUUUUUACAAGAGGUCAUUAUUGUAAAGAUCUCGUCAGUAAUAUUAUUAUAUUUUUAAUGUAUAAUUUAUAUUUAAAACUGUAUGAAACAAAAUAAUAUAUUAAAAUAUUUUUUCUACUUUUUUAAAUAAAAUAACAAUUAUUUUAAGAGUUAAUAAUUUUUUAUAUAAUAAAUUUAUAAAAUGUAUAAUCUAUAUAUUUGUAUUUACAAUCACUAUUUACUUAGAUAAAUAAAUUUUAUAUAUUCAACAUUGUAACAUUAUAUUAUAUUAGAUCAAUGCCAACAUAUUAUAUUGUUAUUGAUAUUAUUUAUCUGUUGGAUUAAAAGUAUCUCAUGUCUUAUUUUUAUAAAUUUAUUUUGUACAUUAGCACUUUGAUUAGUUUUUAAUUAUAAUAAAGUGAAUGCAUAUAAAGGCUAAUUACAUUCUUACAUAGGCAAAUAUAUCAAUAAGUACCUACUAUCUAUUUACAAUUAUCAUUUUUAUCCUCAGUAAUGGGAUUACACAAGUAUCUCUGGUUUUAGUUUACUCGUUUAUUGAUUAUAUUUUUAACUUUUUACACAGCUAUGUAAAUUGCAAAUAUUUGUAUGCAAAAUAAAAAUUAGAUAAGAAAAUAAGAAAAAAAUUGAAAAAUACAUUUUUGUAUUGUAUUGUGUUUAUAUCCAAUUUAUUAUUGUUACAGAUUGUACGCUUAAGCUAUACUAUUUUAUUAUAACACCGUGUAAUUCAAUCAAACAACAAUAAUAAAAUGUUUUAAAU
This is a messenger RNA of Aphis gossypii (cotton aphid), 1435 nucleotides long. Its product is annotated as transmembrane protein 222. The record is from RefSeq and is a predicted model, not a curated record. The transcript has 4 exons. The coding region runs from base 149 to 649 and encodes 166 amino acids. NCBI's taxonomy places the organism in Eukaryota, Metazoa, Arthropoda, Insecta, Hemiptera, Aphididae.